AAAAAAAAAAAAAAAAACAAGAGAAAAAAACGCCUUUGAAGAUGCAAAAAACAUGUGGCUCGCUUGGUUGCAACAGAAAAAAAGCCAAGCCAAGCCAAGACAAGCCGCCCUGCUACUGUAGAGUACUACCGUCCUGUCCCUUUCACUCCGUUUGGCUCCCUUUGCGGGGCGGGAGUGCCCUCUGUGGGGGGUAUCGAUCGCUCUCUCUCUCUCUUUGGUCUCUUCUCUUUCUCUUUUUCUUUCUAUUGCUGUGGAGCGAGCUGUAUGCUGUGAGAUGUGAGUUCUACUGCUGCUGCUGCUGCUGCCGCCGCUGCCGUCGAAGCCAAAAAAAAGCCGCCGCCCAUUUUAGUUGUGGUCCUCUUUUCCCCGUGAACGCCGAUGUGAUGAUGAUAGUUGAGAUGAUGACUGAUGAUGAUGAUGACGAUGACGACGAUGGUGGUAGUGUGUGAGAGUGUAUGAGAGUGUGGUGCGCGUCAUGUAGAAGAAGUCGAAGUCCAAGAAAAAGAAACAAAAGAAGUCGAGAAAUUCAAAACUCUCUUGUGAGCCGGCAGUGGGUGUUUGGUCUACACUGUGACCUGUGUAGAAUCACUCGCUCUGCGCAGGCUCAUAUGAGCGCAGCCGCCAAUCAUCAUGACUUCUUGGCCUGCGACGAGUGAGGCGGAUGCGGGCCA
This is a messenger RNA of Aplosporella prunicola CBS 121167, 671 nucleotides long. RefSeq lists its product as uncharacterized. The transcript has a single exon. The coding region runs from base 42 to 449 and encodes 135 amino acids. The record is from RefSeq and is a predicted model, not a curated record. Lineage: Eukaryota; Fungi; Ascomycota; Dothideomycetes; Botryosphaeriales; Aplosporellaceae.